CCGGCGGCACCGGCGGCACCGGCGGCACCGGCACCAUGAGGAGCGGCGAUGACCUGGAAGGCUUCGACGGCGAGGCGUCCAGCGCCUCCAUGAUCUCGGCGGCCAGCAGCCCCUACCAGCCCACCACGGAGCCCGUCAGCCAGCGCCGCGGGCUGGGCGGCCUGCGCUGCGACCUGGACUACCUGCGGGGCACCUUCGGCAGGCUGAAGCUGGCCGAGGUGCUCUUGGCGCUGACCGCGUUCAUCUGCAUAGAGACCAUCAUGGAAUGCUCCCCUUGCGAGGGCCUUUACUUCUUUGAGUUCGUGAGCUGCAGUGCACUGGUGGUCACCGGGGCUCUCCUGAUUCUGUUCAGUCUCAACCUGCACACGAGAAUACCCCAGAUCAACUGGAAUCUUACUGAUCUGGUCAACACUGGACUCAGCACUUUCUUCUUUUCCAUUGCCUCUGUAGUACUGGCUGCUUUAAACCAUAAAACUGGAGCAGAAAUUGCUGCUGUGGUGUUUGGUUUCCUGGCAAUGGCAGUGUAUGCUGUGAACACGUUUUUGGCAGUUAAGAAGUGGCAGCUGAGCAGCAGGCAGCAGAGCAGCCGGCAGAGCAGCGACUACAUCCGUGCUCGGACAGAGUCCAGGGAGGUGGUGCACCGGCCCGAGAUCCAGCGCCUGGACGCCUGAGAGCCACCCCAGUGGCACUGAAAGGGAAAACAGCACUGGCUCCCUCAUGGAAUAAGGGUUUUGGCUUUAUUUAAGGAGGAGAAGGUGGAUCCAAGGGUGGCCAGGAUGCCCAGCCCUGCACGUGUGCAGAGAUCCAGAAGCUGCUGUCACGGAGGCAGAAAAUGGUGAUGGUUCCAAAGGAAGAUCCCCUCAAGACCUCCACAUAGACAUGUGCAUAUAUUAUAUAGCUCACAGAAUAUAUAAUAUAUGUCUGUUCUGAAGCUUGUCUUUGCUUUGGAUUAACUGCACAGCAGUUUCCUUCCAUCUCUGAAGAUCCACUGUUCCUUCAGCUGCCCCAGAGACAGAGCAGCCCUGCCUGGCUGGCUGAGGGAGGAGGGACACCCAUGGGAGCAGAUGGAGCAGCCAGACGUGCCAAGGAGCCAGAGGCACUCAGCAAUAACUCAUCCCAAACUGUCUGUCUGUCUGUCCUCCUGCCCUGAGCCUCUGCAGAGCUGCUGGGGACCCGUGCCACGCUCUCCUGGCUGCUGGAAGGGCCCCGGCCACUCUGGACUGGGCUGGCCUGGGCUGGAGCUGCUGGCCACGGGGAUGCGCUGAGCGGGCGGAGGUGGCUGUGGGACACAUUCCAGUUUUCAUUCCAAAGUGGGAAAAUGAAUACGAUUAGGAGAUGGGGUGGAGAAAAGGGGCUUAAGGGGCACAGUAGAGAAUGAAGGGGUUGUCAUCCUAUAGACUUACAUUCCAGCCAUGGCUUUCUUUUUCUUUUCUUUUCUUUUCCUUUUUCUUUUUUUUUAAAGGUUCAACAUUUCUAGAAGUUUUUGCCUAGAACUUGCUUUCCCUCUAAGCUCAGGGUAAGCAAGAGCUAGCAAAAAUUUAUGUACUUUUAAAGUGUUCCUCAGGUUGCAAUGUUGUGAUUCAUGCAAAGUAAAUAUUUCUUUUUGGAAGGAUGUUUUUUUCUAAAAUCAAACCUUAAUUGGUAGUAGGUAAAUCUGAUUUUUAUUUUAACUGGGUGUUUCUGCAGAUUUAUUCCCCUUAAGUUUCUUUGGAAAAUGAAUUUAGCUAAUUGGAAAAUAAUGAUUGUACUGAUUUGUUUAGAAAUAUUUUUACUUAGCUGAAGUUUUUUUUUUUUUUUCCCCUUGUACUUCCAGUGAAUAAAUUACAUUUUCUCUACUCAGAACUCAAAUUCAGCAGUAAUUGGCUAGAUAAUGUCACAAUAUUAUUAGGAAGAUGUCUCUUGAUAUUUUUCUGUUUCUUUGGUGUUUUUAUCUCUGUAGUGCAUUAUCUGGCAUUUGCCUGCCUGUGUGAAGACAGUGUGUGUGGGAGGAGAUCUCUAGAAUUGAACUCCUUUGUGGUGUGAGGAAAAUGAAAAUCUGUGCAAUUAGUGGCACUGCUUGCCAUGUCUGCCUGAGUUUGUCCUGCUGGAGCUGCCCUGCCCAGGGUGAGUGCAGCACCCAGAGCCUUAAGAACAACGGGCAGUGUGUUGUGGAGAAGGUAUUUAACAGGAAAAACAAGUUACACCAAACAGCAGAUCAGGAGAAGUGCCUGGGCUUUUAUAAUACUGGAGGGAGCUGGAACAGUGAAAGUGUGAACCUAAUGCUGCAAUAUUCAAAUUGAGCAGCACAGAAUUAUUUUGAUGAGUGAAAAAAAAGUGACAAAAGUGAUGCCUUUUCAUUUUGUAUUGAACAUAUUGACAUCUACAGUGCAUUUCACCUCAGUGGCUAAGAUGGAGAUUAAAAUUCAGUUACUGAUGAGGUUAAGGAAAAUUUGCAUCUUCUUAGUGAUUGAUGGUUUACCAGUUCCUACAGUAACAUUUUAUUGUGCUUUAUUGGAAUGUUGUGCCAAACGGAACACCAGUUUAAAAGAAGAUUGAACCAGCUCUUGGUUCACAGAGGGUUGCCUCACCUGGGUGCAUUCCCUGAGCAGGACAUGGCAGUUCCCUGGCCAGUGUGGUAAGAAAUUACAGUUUGUUAUUGCAAGAACUGCUGUGGCAGCCCUGCUGUUUGCCAGCACUGCCCAGGACUGGCAGAGUUUGCAAUGUCAAUUAUUAAAAGACUUUUAAUUUAAAAAUAGCACAAGCAUACCCAGUCAGGAAUUGUAAACUGCCAUCAAAGCAAUUUGGAAAAA
Molecule: messenger RNA, 2789 nt
Organism: Lonchura striata (white-rumped munia)
Lineage: Eukaryota; Metazoa; Chordata; Aves; Passeriformes; Estrildidae
Gene: CMTM4
Product: CKLF like MARVEL transmembrane domain containing 4
Cellular component (GO): membrane
Source: RefSeq, a predicted model, not a curated record